Molecule: messenger RNA, 3852 nt
Organism: Esox lucius (northern pike)
Lineage: Eukaryota; Metazoa; Chordata; Actinopteri; Esociformes; Esocidae
Product: histone acetyltransferase KAT7
Exons: 15
Coding region: 169-2055 (628 amino acids)
Biological process (GO): regulation of DNA-templated transcription
Cellular component (GO): nucleus
Molecular function (GO): zinc ion binding; histone acetyltransferase activity
Source: RefSeq, a predicted model, not a curated record
UUGCCUUGCUUGAACAUAACAAGGAAGUGUGGGGAAAACGUUGCGCGGUAGCUCCAGUCAACCAAGCAGUUUAAUUCGCGAAACAUUACCUUGACAAUUUUAAACCCAUUGUUUAUGUUUUUACUGCUAAGGGGUAACGUCUUUAAACAAACGUCGUUAAAGUGAAAUAUGCCUCGGAGAAAGAGGAAUGCUGGGAGCAGCUCCGAUGGCACUGAGGAUUCGGACUUUUCUGCUGAACAUGAACAUGCAGACAGAACCGAGUCAUUCGGGAGAACACGAAGAAACACGCGGCUCACCCGCGCCUCUCUGCGACUCAGUCAAAGUUCACAAGAAAUCGAAACUCAUCAGACCAGGCAACAUUCUUCCAGUCUUCAACUGUCCAAUUUUGAUUCCAGCCCUGUCCAGAAAAGCCCACCAACGCUAAGCCCAGCGGAGGUGGUGGCCUUCUCUGCCCGGCGAGUGACCCGUAGUCGUAGCCUGCAGCAAGGGCCCCCGGCCACCCCCAAGAAAUACCCGCUACGCCAGAGUCACUCCUCUGGGUCGGACACGGAGCAACAUGUGGAGGACCUGAAGCAAGCAGCCAACCAGGAUGAGUCUCCGCCCCGCACCCCCACCGGGAACGCCCCCUCCUCAGAGUCGGACAUCGACGUGUCCAGCCCCAACAUCUCUCUUGACGAGAGCCUCGCCAAGGAGCUGUCCCUCAAAGACUCUGUCAGUGACCUGUCCCACAGGCCCAAACGCCGCCGCUUCCAUGACAGCUACAACUUCAACAUGAAGUGUCCCACUCCAGGCUGCAACUCCCUUGGCCAUUUGACUGGGAAACACGAGAGGCACUUCUCAAUAUCUGGUUGCCCUCUGUACCACAACCUCUCUGCAGAUGAAUGCAAGACUAGGGCCUCCUCUCGGGACAAACAGGUGGAGGAGCGGACGCUGUCCCACCGGCAGGAUGAGAACAGACACGCUACCCGGCACCAGGCCCCAACGGAGAGACAGAUGAGGUACAAGGAGAAGGUGUCGGAAAUGAGGAAGAAGAGGAACUCUGGUCUGCUUAAAGAGCAGAAAGACAAGCACAUGGAGCACCGGCAGUCCCAUGGAAACAACCGAGAGCCCCUCCUGGAGAACAUCACAAGUGAUUACGACCUGGAGCUCUUUCGAAAAGCCCAGGCACGUGCUUCGGAGGAUCUUGAGAAACUAAGGCUACAGGGUCAGGUGCCAGAGGGGAGCAACAUGAUCAAGACCAUUGUGUUUGGUCGCUACGAGCUGGACACCUGGUACCACUCGCCCUACCCCGAGGAGUACGCCCGCCUGGGACGUCUCUACAUGUGUGAAUUCUGCCUCAAAUAUAUGAAGAGCCAGACCAUCCUUCGCCGGCACAUGGCCAAGUGUGUCUGGAAACACCCACCUGGGGAUGAGAUCUACCGAAAAGGAAACAUUUCUGUCUUUGAGGUGGACGGUAAAAAGAACAAGAUCUACUGCCAAAACCUGUGCCUUCUGGCCAAGCUCUUCCUGGACCAUAAGACCUUGUACUACGACGUGGAGCCCUUCCUGUUCUAUGUCAUGACUGAGGCUGACAACACCGGCUGUCAUCUGGUUGGUUACUUCUCAAAGGAGAAGAACUCGUUUCUGAACUACAAUGUCUCCUGUAUCCUCACCAUGCCACAGUACAUGAGGCAGGGCUAUGGAAAGAUGCUAAUUGACUUCAGUUACCUCCUGUCUAAGGUGGAGGAGAAGGUGGGCUCCCCGGAGCGGCCCCUCUCAGACCUUGGCCUGAUUAGCUACAGGUCCUACUGGAAGGAGGUGCUGCUGCGCUACCUGAACCAGUUCCAGGGGAAGGAGAUCUCCAUCAAGGAGAUCAGCCAGGAGACGGCCGUGAACCCUGUGGACAUCGUCAGCACCCUGCAGUCCCUCCAGAUGCUCAAGUACUGGAAAGGGAAGCACCUGGUCUUGAAAAGACAAGACUUAAUCGAUGACUGGAAAGCCAAGGAGACCAAGCGAGGCAGUAGCAAGACAAUCGACCCCACCGCCUUAAAGUGGACCCCACCUAAAGGAACAUAAUCCUCCCCAGUGCCAUGCCAGCUCAACGCUCCAACUCAAGGAUGUGGUUUCUAAGCUUGCUAUCUGAAUAGGUUACUCCAAACUUUAGAUCAGCAUGUAUCUGCAGAGUUAUUGAUAGCUAUUAUUUAGAGACCUAACCUGGCAAGUAGUACAUUGUGUCAAGGUCAAUGCUGAUGGUGGGUAGCUUGAAUCCUUAAUCUAGCUUUCUUUACACAGAACUGCUCAGUAGAACUGUUAACUUAGAGAGUUAGUACAUUUCAACAUACAGCUGUCAUUCUAUGGAAGGGCUGUGGGAGCACAUCCAUGUGUCCAUAGUGUUUCACUUUGGUUUUUGUUUACCUUUUGGUUUUAUUAUAUUUGCUCUUUUUUUAUUUGUUUUUACCUCUGUGUUAAGCUGUUUAGGCUAAUGUUCUUUCUGAAACUGUUUUUAUAUUUAAACUCCCUAAAAGUGUGAUUUAAAAGGAUUAGACUGGUGAAAACAUUGGCUGGAGGAAGUUUCCACCAUGUUACUUGGCCUAGUGCAGUCCUUCUAAUUCCAUGAAUGAGAGUGCACAAGGGACCCCUUUUCACAAAGGAGGACCUGAACAUGGAUUUAACCCCCUGGUCAAGUCAGCCUAUGAAGCCAAAUUACAUAUUUGAAGUCAAUACACUGUCAGUAUAUUUCAAAUACAGAAAAAAAAAAAAAACAUUAAUGGUACAUGUUGGGCAAGACUAUGUAUAUUCAAAGAAAGUGUACAGAUGUGCUGAAUACGGCUAGGGAACCAGUCCUGCACAUUAAUUUUAUAGUUUCCUAGAAGGGAUCAUCUCGAACAUGGAAACAGGAACAACAAACUGCAUGUAGCCAGCAGCAAAAGAGAAACCUUUAUUGUGCUUUGUGGUCAACCCGGUCUAUGUCCGCUGAUGGGUAAGGAUAAAAGGAUGGACGCUCUCCAUGCUGUCACCCAUCAGAUUCAGAUUGUCAACAAUGUUACUGGCUGCUAGUUUUAUUACUUUAGAGACUGAUUGAUGUGAUUCCUGGCUCCAUCCUUGCAGAAUCUGCUGAACUGUGUAUGUAUAACGAGAUUUAAUUCCACUGCAACAUAAGGCCCUCAUCACAAUACUGUAUAGCUACAAUGGGGCGAUAGAUAUGUAAAAAGCACAUCUUCGUAGUUACACGUGAGAGAGCCUUUACAGACCGUAUGUCUAAAGUUAACUCUUUACCAUCGUAAAGGAUUGACAAACUUUAAGAAUCUUGGUGUACAGUUUAGAUUUUUGUUUAUUAAGUUGUGUUUCUGGAGUGUUCUUUUUCAUGUGUGUUUUAAGUAUAAGCUAUUUAAUCUGUGCAUUUGUAUAUCACAGGGGAGAUGAAAUUAAAAGGCGUCUGGGGAUGAGGUCAUUCUUUAAGGCUGCCAAACAAAAUGGUAACACUCCCCUCCAUAUAUUUUAAACUGACAAGCUAGUGCGUUAAAUGCGCCGCUUUGGAAUGUUUCAUGUUAGAUAUCAGGCACCUGUAUGGACUAUGAACUUCUAUUUGCAGGACGGUUAAUCAACAUUUGUUUCUCGGUUUAACUACAACAAUAAUAAUAAUGUAUUCAGGUUAUAUAGUGCUUUUUAUUAGAAAUGAAUUCACUUGAGAGGUGAAAUGGAAAGGACAGCACUGUAUGUGUCUAUUAACUUCAUCUGAAGUAUUUUGACACAUUCACUGACAAUGGAGAUCUCAACUGAGCUUGACUUUCUUCUGUAGUCCAUGACCACAUUGACCAGUCUUAAUCUUUGUCCACGAAAUCGGUCCAUAGUGUAUUAAAGUAAUCAAAAGUU